Molecule: messenger RNA, 4154 nt
Organism: Stegostoma tigrinum
Lineage: Eukaryota; Metazoa; Chordata; Chondrichthyes; Orectolobiformes; Stegostomatidae
Gene: lasp1
Product: LIM and SH3 protein 1
Exons: 7
Coding region: 276-998 (240 amino acids)
Cellular component (GO): focal adhesion
Molecular function (GO): actin filament binding
Source: RefSeq, a predicted model, not a curated record
GACGUGCACGCCUUCAUCAACGUGCGCGCUUACAUACAACCCUUCUCCUCCUCCCGGUCUCCCUCAACCCAACCCCUUGUUGAACGUGUGAUUUUCUCCGAGCGGGCUCACAGGGACCCCUCCUGUUUAUUCCCUGGUCGGAUCAGACAGACAGAGAGAGAAACGAAAAGAGCUUCUAAAAGAAGGACGGAACAUACUGUAAGGAGAUUGCAGAGAGCGAAUUGCGUGCAUCUGGAAAUCGAGAGACAACAGGGGAAACAAAAUCAGCUUCCAAAAUGAAUCCAUCUUGCGCCAGAUGUAACAAGAUUGUCUACCCGACUGAAAAAGUCAACUGCCUGGACAAGUUCUGGCAUAAAGCAUGUUUCCAGUGUGAAGUCUGCAAAAUGACUUUAAACAUGAAGAACUACAAAGGUUAUGAUAAGAAACCUUACUGCAAUGCGCACUACCCAAAGUCAUCAUUCACUGCUGUGGCAGAUACCCCAGAAAACCUACGCCUGAAAAAGCAGAGCAAGUUGCAGAGUCAAGUGCAAUACAAAGAAGAUUUCGAAAAGAACAAAGGGAAAGGAUUCAGCGCUGUGGCUAAUACUCCUGAACUUGAGCGGAUCAAGAAGAAUCAAGAACUGGUCAGCAAUAUUAAAUAUCAUGAAGAAUUUGAGAAAAGCAAAGGAACUAGUGCGGCGGCUGGUGAACGAAGGCCCUCGAAUGAUAUUCCUCAGUACAACGUCCAGCAUGAGAUGCAUCAAGGCUACCAGCAACGUCAGGAGCCCCAGACCCAAGAAUACACUCCACCUGCUGCACCUGGUGCUCCACCUCCCUCCACUGGGAAGCGUUACAGAGCUGUGUACGACUAUGUAGCAGCUGAUGAUGAUGAGAUCUCCUUCCUGGAUGGUGAUUUAAUUGUUGAUGUACAACAGAUUGAUGAAGGUUGGAUGUAUGGUACCGUGGAGAGAACAGGCGACACCGGCAUGCUCCCAGCUAACUACGUCGAAGCCGUGUAAUGGAGCCCAGAUCAAAUGCCUGCUUAUGCUUUGAUUAUAUAUAUUAUAAAUAAAAUAAAUCACCGUAUGGUUCCCAACAGUAAGUUGACAAAAAUAUUAGGUAAAACAAAUGUAUUAAAUUGUGGUUCCAAUUAUAUAACAAAUUUUUUCAGUUUCUCUGAUCUUAGUAUUACUGGAAUACAGUCAAAAUUUUCUUUGGCUUGUCUAUCUCGAAGGAAAGCUAGUCAUUUUUUUGAAAGCUUUUCACUGCUUUGUCCAACUCUCCCUUUUUUUUUAGAAAGGUAACCUCACUCCUUCUAGAUCCUUAAUUUGAAAUUCUCAACUGGAUUAUUGCCUUUGAUUAAUCUGGAUAAUCUCAGAUUACACCUUUUAAUCACAUGUAUUUUAGUUUCUCGAGAACAUUGUUCUGUAUUUGCAAAUUGCUGAAAUAACUCACUGUGCAGGACCAAAAUACAGGGUAGGCAGGAGGAAGAGUGUGAAUACUGUUUGUCAAAGUUUCUGUUCUGUUCUUCAACUGUAAACGGCAGAGACAGACAGAGAGAGAGAGAGAGAGAGAGAGAGAGAGAGACUUGAUCUGUGAUGGAUAGAACCCCCACACUCCCACCCCAAUUCACGUGCGCACCAUACCCACACACCCACCUAUCCCACACACUUGUGCAAAGUGAAGACGCACACAUUGUGGGUGUACACAGUUACUCUCUCAUUCUCUCUACCCUCCAUCUCUCCAGCUCACGCUCGCAGUGAGGCACACUGAUGAACAGUAAGACUGGAUGGUUUUUUGUAUUCUAAAUGUCACCUUUUCCCCCCAAUAGCUUACAGACAAUACACAAACAUUAUUUGACUAUGGGUGAAGUAUCACCGUAAACAGUUCAGUUAAUGGUGUAAUUCUUGUAAAACCAGGAAUGUCAAUGUACGACCUUCCACUAAUGCAGACUCUUUUGACUCAUGUAAAUUUUCAGCUGAGUGAAGCAAGCACUGAAACAGUGUCCCUGUGACCAUUUUUCUCAAAAAUGGAAGUGAUGCAACAGACUGAGUUACUGAUAUCAGAAGAUAAAGGCCCAGUGGAAUUGCAGAGGUGGAUGAAAUCCUACCUGCUGCCAUUCUUGCCCCAUUCCUAACCCAUCUCUACUAUUGUGGCAGUCCUUGUUACAUGCAAAUGUUGUGACACAUUUGACUGUACAAGAUGAAUUUUAGAGCAGGAAUGUGGGUAGAGGAGUGAAGUGAGCUGAAAGUGUAUUUAAAUUUGAAAGUUUGGUAAGUGAGAGCAAAAUUCCCUUUCUUUUUGUACUGGUUGCUGCUCAGUCUAGAUCCAUUCAUUUCAAAACUGUGAAGCCUGUAAACUCGGCAUAACUUGGUAUAUUUUUAUCCCAUUUUAAAGCAGUUUGUGCCAUUGAAAUAAAGAGAAUCUCUUUUUAAAAAAAGCUGGAGGUGGCAACAAUAUUAAACAACUUGAGGAGUGAUGUAAUGAGAAUGGUUACUUUUACUGGAAUUAAUACACAUUCCUUUUCUGAGUCAUUAUUGUGUUACAUGGCAAUAUGUGAGGCUUUAGUGAGACUGAGUCCAGUUUAAACCAGUCUGACACAGAAGGAGUUGCAUGACCAAUGUUUUGCUAUUCCUGUCAAGUUGUGGUGACAAUGGGAAGCUGUCUCCAAGCAACUCCCUCUAUCGUCUGUGUAACGAGUAUCCAGUGGUUAUUAGUCUGGGGUCUCUUUGUGCACAAUUGAGCAGUAACCAGCUGACUGCACCCAUGUAAAUGCCUUUUAUAUGUUAUAUGCAUUUGUGUUACAAGCAAUGCACCAGGAACCUACCAUGAUAUUGCAGUAUGUUUCUUAAAGAAGUGUCAUGUCAUUAAUUUAUGAGUUAGCUAUUUUUGACUGCAGUUGCGCCAAUUAAUUGAUCGAUUCCUGCUGUUGGUGGUAAACAUGAUGUUGAUGGAUUAAUUAAAUCCCUUGGUGCAGAUUGUACUGUAUCAUCUAAAGCUUUGUCUAACAGCUCUCUGCUAUUUUGUUCAUUGGGAAACUAUCCAACAUACUUGUUAAGACCAUUGUAAAUCCCCAGACUGCUUUAAGAUGGGGAGCUCGUGUAUUGAGACUGGUUACAGUAAAAUGAAAAUGAAACGGUUCUGCUUCACUAAGAGAAUAUUGCAUUAACAGCCUUCAGUGAAGUGUCAGAAUUUAAGCUGGUCUGUGCAGUACUUAAACAGACAAACUGGGUAGAGGUGGGGAGGGGUUUUCACCUCUAGAAGCAGCAAAAAGCAAACAUUGGAACCCUGGCCUGAAAUGACCUAGGCUUGAAACAACUGGUUAACUGGUAAAGCUGGUGGGCCACAGAAGAUUUGUACAUUAGCACAAAUGUGUAGACAUUGCUGUGCCAACAUUAAUGACUCUCUUAACAUUCCAUGGUAUCAGUACAUUAUCUGCUUAGUCUUAACAUGCUAUUUAAUUUGAAACUUGCAGUUGUUACCGCUAAUUAAUUGGUUAAAGAAAAUUGUGUUUGUUUACACAUCAUGCUUAUCAAGUUCUGCUUAGAGCUUUUGCUAAAGAUGUUAUUGAGUUACUCACCUGCAAAAAGACGGCAUCUGAAAUGACCUUUUGCCUUCUGGGAAGAUCUUUUUUAAAGACGAGGCUAAAUGCGAAGGGAACAACCAUGUUUUGAGCUGUGUUUCACUUGAUGUGUGUUGGUUUGUUCAAAAGGCUGGUCAGGCUGGAUGAGAGAGAGUAUUCUCUUGUGAUCUUCCCCAGCAAUGGUAUAUGUCUUGGCAGUCCACCCACCCUCCACAGAACAGCUUACAAGAAAUGGGGUUUAUUCAGCAUGAAGGAACACCCUCCAUCUGUCUUCAAUUGCCUGGACUGAGAAGUUGCCAUUGAUUUGUGAGGCAUUCUGCAUCAUUGACCAAGGUCAUCAUUUUGAAAAGGAGUUGUGGCUAUAAUUUGGUUGGCUUGGGAAUUAAUGGUGGAUGCAGGCAAUGAAUAAAAGGUGGUGUUACAGAUGUAUGUAUGUUAUUUCAUAAAAAUACUGGAUAUCUGUGAUUCACAUUAAGUAUGUCUUUGCAUUUCUGAAUUCUUCAUUACCAUGCUUGCAAUUUUUAGGAAAAAAAUGUAUUUUUGGCAUGAUUCUUACAUGACAGAUUGUCAAUAAACAAACGAUGGGAAAUAA